Messenger RNA from Candidula unifasciata, 235 nucleotides. NCBI's taxonomy places the organism in Eukaryota, Metazoa, Mollusca, Gastropoda, Stylommatophora, Geomitridae. The record is from the annotation of a GenBank genome assembly.
AUGUCGGAUACAGAACCAAUUGUCGGUCAAGGGGAAACAACCGCAACUCCGAAGAAGCCACUGAUAAGACGAAGUAAUUUUCGAUUACUGGUCCUUGGCGUGUUUUACCUGCUGUUUUUGGUGAUCGGCGCGGCUGUGUUCGCUGCCAUCGAGGGGCCUGGUGAGUCCGAUCUAGUGACGCACAUCAAAGCCGUCAGGGUGAAAUUCUUCGAUAAGCAUAAACAUUGCAUACCUG